CAACACACGCAGACGCACUUUACAAAAAAAAAAAAAAAACACGACAGACACAUCCGCUCAGCGCAAGUUUUGCGGCAAACUUUCCACGCAUGGAGCUGCGCGAGACUGUCGACUAAAAAGGUGUUUCGUCUCACGCGAGAGCUGAUGGCAAAGAGGACAAAUAUCGAAGGCGAUGUUUCCUGGGAGUAAUGGACGAACACGUAAACAAACGUUUACAAGGGAGACCUAAAAAAAGAUAAAUUUGCUGCAAAAUGGCUGCUUGUCGCUCUUUUUUUCGUCCUUUUGCGUCGCCUCAGGUGCAGUUGGUGUUAGCUCAGUUCCUGUUGGACCAACCGAGGCGCCCUCACUGCGCACGCGCCAAUUACCGCCUCUGCCGCCUGGAGGCAACACACAUACUCUAUAUGUGAACAAACGUUUUUUGAGUGUACGUGAGCAGGAAGUAGACGCGAAUUACUGAACCGGCUGCAUUGAAAAGUUGCUGAGUCAUCCCACAGACGUUACCGCCAUGGAGGCGAACGUGGGGGCUAACAGCAGCUUGGGGUCUCUGGACCUGAGCCACCUGACGGAGGAGGAGCAAGAGACCAUUUUGCAGGUGCUCCUGCGAGACUUGGACCUGAGACGUCAAGACGAAGGACGAGUAAGGAUGCUGGCGCAGAACGAAACCGACGCGGCGCAACUCCACUCGCAGUCGGGGGCGUGGUUCCGCGAGGCAUCCAGCAGGCGACACCGAGGCCGUAUGUGCGGCUCGGACCUGGUGCGCGCCACCAUACGCCGUCGACCGACAAAGGUCAACGAGUCGUUGGCGGUCAGCCUAUUCAACGGUGAGACGGACGAACAAUCGAGCAGCCCCUGCCUGGAGGAGGCUGAGGCGCGAUUGAAAGAGUCCGUGGAACACAUUCCAGAGAGUCCACCCAGUUUUGACUCUUCACCCAUUCGGGAAAGAACGGCAACAAAGGAAGACCGUCAGCGUUACAAAAGGGAAUCUGUGUCUAUGUGCAACAUCCAGACUGACGCGGGACGUUCGCCUUUGCAAAAAAACAACUUUCAUUCCAGUCAUAUGUUGAGCGGCGGCACGAUGAGUCUGUUCAGCUCGGGGGUCUUCGGCGUGGUGGAGGUGCGCGGACGCCUGCAGUUCUCGCUUGCCUACGACGGCCACAAGGGGGAGCUCCGGGUCAAGGUGCACCGUUGCGAGGACAUCGCGGCGGCGGCCGACGAGCACCGCUCCGAUCCAUACGUCAAGUGUUACCUGCUGCCCGACAUGUCGAGCCGCAGCAAGCGGAAGACGGUGGUGAAGAGGCGGACGCAGAACCCCGUCUUCGAGCAGACUCUCAAAUACAAAGUACGGCAAAACGAGCUGAAUAGUCGCACCCUCAACCUGUCCGUGUGGCACUCGGAGCCCCUGGCCAGGAAUGUUUUCCUGGGUGAAGUCGAGGUGGCGCUGGGCCUUUGGGACUGGACCUGCACACAACCGCUCUGGCAGGAACUGCAGCCGCGGUUCAACCUGAAGCCCGACUGCGUCGGCAGCCGCGGCACCCUCCUGUUCUCCAUCAAAUUCAUCCCAGAGGGAUUUGAGGGCGGUAUGCCACUCACGGGGGAGCUUCACAUUUGGCUGCAGGAGGCUCAAGGUCUGCUGUCGAAAAAAGGGGGCGCCGUCGACUCGUUUGUCAAAAGUUAUAUCCUACCGGACGUUGGCUGUCAGAGUGGCCAGAAGACGCAGGUGGUGAAGCGCUCCAUCAGCCCGUCGUACAACCACACCAUGGUGUACGACGGCUUCCAGAGCAGCGACUUGGAGGAGGCCUGCGCCGAGCUUAGCGUGUGGCAGCGCGAGGGCUUCAAGCAACACAUGAUCGGCGGGAUUCGCCUCAGCUGCGGAACCGGUCAGAGCUAUGGUGAGACUGUCAGGUGGAUGGACUCCACGGAAGAAGAAGUCUCUGUGUGGACGUCCAUGAUCAAAAACCAGAACCGCUGGAUCGAAGCCACCUUGCCCAUCAGAACGAACCUUGCUCACCGCUCGUCUGAUUGACAUUUUUGUUUGUGUCCACCGCCCACGGUCAGAGAACACGUUCUUGUUACAUAUGUUAGGCCCUUUUUUACAAAUUCCCUCCCGGAGUAGAUAUUGUAAAUAAGCUGUAGAAUAUGCUUGGAUGUUCUUGUUUUGUUAUUUGCAUGAGACAGCUGUGACCAUGCGAUCGCUGUGUCAUUAAAUGCAGGGAACCCGUUUUUCCUGCUUGCUCAUCAAA
This is a messenger RNA of Hippocampus zosterae (dwarf seahorse), 2240 nucleotides long. RefSeq names its product synaptotagmin-like 1 (gene sytl1). The transcript is spliced from 14 exons. The record is from RefSeq and is a predicted model, not a curated record. Gene Ontology annotation, cellular component: exocytic vesicle; plasma membrane. Gene Ontology annotation, molecular function: neurexin family protein binding; small GTPase binding. Gene Ontology annotation, biological process: exocytosis; intracellular protein transport. Bases 506 to 2023 code for a protein of 505 amino acids. Lineage: Eukaryota; Metazoa; Chordata; Actinopteri; Syngnathiformes; Syngnathidae.